Messenger RNA from Cyphellophora attinorum, 930 nucleotides. Its product is annotated as Fumarylacetoacetate hydrolase domain-containing-like protein. NCBI's taxonomy places the organism in Eukaryota, Fungi, Ascomycota, Eurotiomycetes, Chaetothyriales, Cyphellophoraceae. Bases 1 to 930 code for a protein of 309 amino acids. The transcript is spliced from 4 exons. The record is from RefSeq and is a predicted model, not a curated record. Gene Ontology annotation, molecular function: catalytic activity.
AUGGCAGACUUCAGGAAGCUCAUUCGAUUCAAGGAUGCCUCGGGUCAGGUGUACUACGGCGAGGCCGGAGAUCUCAAAGACAUCACCCAAGACGGUCUCCUGGGUGCUGAUGUGCCUAUAUUUGAAGGCCAGAAUCCGUGGACUCCAGGCUUUGUCCUGACGGAGAGCCGGAGGACGAUCUCAGAGGUCUUGGCUCCCAUCGAACAUGUGCCGAUAUUCUACUGUGUCGGGCUGAACUACAAAGACCACGUCAAAGAAGCUGGAGCAAUCGCCCCAGGAGAAUAUCCCUUGAUCUUCACUAAGCCAACCGGCGCGGCUGCCGGUCCAUUUGAGGACAUACCGGUCCAUCCAGAGGCACACGACUUGGAUUACGAGGUUUGUUCCUACAUGCAACACUCUGCCUUCUCAACGAAUUCUCGAUCUAACCGAGAUAUUUUACAACCACAGGUUGAGUUCUCCAUUGUCAUCGGCAAGAAAUGCAAGAACGUGUCCGCGACCGACGACCCAUUCCAGUAUGUACUUGGCUAUACCGCUGGAAACGACCUAUCUUCCAGGUUCUGGCAGCAGCCGCACAGAGGCAAUGGUCAACCGGGUAUUGCGAAAUCAUUUGACAAAUUCGCCCCAAUUGGGCCGGUGAUCACCUCGACCAAGGUGAUAACCGACUCAAAAGCCCUAAGUGUCAAGACAUUCGUGAACGGUGAACAGCGUCAGGACGGCGGUACGGAUGACUGGUACUUUGAUGUCCCCUGCAUUAUCCGUCAUCUGAGUCGUGGCGUUACGCUGCAGCCGGGGACUGUCAUUAUGACGGGAACUCCUAGUGGGGUUGCUGCUUACCGGAAGCCGCCGCUUUGGCUCCAGGAUCAGGAUGUUCUGGAGACACAGAUCGAGAAUAUUGGGACCAUGAGGAAUAGGAUAAUCUUUGAGAAAUGA